AUGACUAACACCGCGGCCUACACGCCACUCGAAUCGCUAUUAUUAUUCCAAUCGCUCCUCCAGUACGGCGUCGAGACAACUGCCUUCGCCCAGAUCUCAAGCAACCUAAGAAACAACGGUCUGAUUCGAGAUGGUCCGACCUACGAUGCCAGUCGACUGAGCCCCGAGUCGCUCCAGGAGCUGUUUCUGCAGCUUCUGCGCGACGAACUCAAGGGCGAGGACGGCCGUAAUAAUGCCGAUAAACUCGAGGGUAGCUUGUCGCCUAACAGCAAAAAACGCAAGCUGCAAUCACCGCCGCUGCCAACUUUGCAGGAGGCGCGUCUUCAUCUCGAUAAACUCCCUGUCUUUGUAGAGAGGCUUUACGCGCGGUAUCGGGACCAUGUCGUCCGGUCAAUCAGGGAGGAUGAACGACGCUUCGAUAUCUUGCAGAAAGAGAUACAGACCAUCGAGAAGGAGGCAGAGGCCGUGAGCAGUCAUGCCAGCCUUCAGAACGGAGCCGCAGCAGCUACAGGACAGCGAUACGGACAAAGGCCUAAUGGGGCUGCCCCUUCGCCGGUCCCUACGGCCGUGAAUCAUCUGCAGGACACAGCGAAGCAUUCACCGGUGCCGCAACCACGCCCGAUAUCUCCCGCUGUACAAGGGUUAGCAGCUCCCGGCCAACCGGUUCUCGCUCAGUCCCAGCCUGCUGUUGCAUCGCGGUCAGCAUCGCCAGCCGUAGGCCCCAUGGGCCGGGAGUCUCCAAGGCCCCCCAAUGCUGUGCCCCAUGGUCUGCAAUUACCUCAGGGUGCUGCAGGUCUUGCGCCUCGACCCACACAAGGGCCGGCCACCCCUCAACCACCAGUCCCGGAAUCUCAACAGAGGGCGGAUGGAAGUGCAAAACACCAGGUACCAGUUCACCCAGGUGUCGCAACUGGACAGCUAAAGUGGGAGCCUCCUUAUCAGCCACAAUCUGGACCGCCCUCACAACCACGCAGUCCGGCCAACAUCGCCCCUUAUCCCCCUCCCAAGGGUCAGCCUCCGGCCCGGACUGCGCAGGCAGGACAGCAGCAAUACCAAGGCGUUCUUCAGCAGGGCCAUGCUCCUUUGACGCACCCCCAUGCGCCUUCAUCACUGCAACAGCCGCAGGCCGUGUUAUUGGCACCCUCUAGUACGCAAUCGCCACAACACGCUGGCCAGCAUCUGGCCCCACGGCAGCCCACCUCCCAACUACAAAGGCCUAUUGCGCCUGAACAAGCUAUUCUUGCUCCAGCCCCUCUACCUCCUCCACACAACGUUGCUCAGUCUGGGCCUCCUAGAAUACCAAACAAACCACCGACACCAAAUCCACCGUCCUCAACAUCGAUUCCUUCAGGGCCUCCACAACAACAGCGGACGGCAACCACAAAUAUCCCGCUUCCUGUCAACCAGGUGCAAUCACCAGCGAUUACUGGCUCAGCAUCUCCUGCUCCUACUCAAAGUGAUAGUCAGAAGCCUUACAGCUCUCCGUACAACCAGCAGCGUCCAGCUGUACCUGAACAUCUUGUUCCUCAACGAGUCUCAACGCCGACCCCGCUUUCAAAAGCUCGACAUGCGCAAGCUCUGCCACAAACGCCUCUCAACACGGCUGCUGCUUACCAAGGGCCUCGCGGCACAGGAACUCGCUGGAAGUCCUCGGAGCCAACACCAUCCACCCCGCGUCCCGAGGUCGGAGACAUUCCCAGUCCUGCGUUCGAGCCUUUGAGUCCACCAUUGGCACCUGCAGAUCUUCCAAGUUCUUUGACUGGUCGGCAACCCUCGAGAAAACGCCAGUCAUCUAAAGAAGUAGAGAAGACUGACACAGCUGCACCCAAGCGCGGACGACCACUGCGAAGUGCGCAGAAAGCGCGUGAGUCCACCGCAGAAGCACAUCGCACGCGUAGCCCGUCAGCCGACGAAGCAUCUACUAUCAUUAAGGAUGAAGAAGCUACCCCUCGGCCACAUGAUGAGCUCCGCGACCUACCAGUGAAAGAGGCACCAUCGCACGGACGCCGCAGGGCGACACCUGGUGGUGUCUCGUCCAGGGCCCAGAAGCGCAAACGGGCCGAGUCAGAAGUGCCUGCUGAGCCAAGUCUUAUUUCUGCUCCACCAACUCAUGUCUUGUGGACCAAGGGCUUCCCGAGAAUCAGUGCCUCAGCCCUUGACCAGAUCGGCAGUCACCGGCAUGCCAACAUGUUCGCAAACAAGAUUCGAGAUCGCGAUGCUCCCGGUUAUAGCGCAAUCGUGCGGCGUUCCGUGGAUCUCAAAUCGAUACGCAUGGCCAUCAACCACGGCAACAAGGCUGCCGUCAGUGCAGCGGCAGCCCUGCCUGAAGACGAUAGCGGUGGCAGUAGUGUCUGGCUACCGAUUAGCGAGGACAUUGUUCCUCCGCGAGGUAUCAUCAACAGCAGCCAGCUGGAAUGUGAACUGGUGCACAUGUUCUCCAACGCGAUCAUGUACAACCCUGACUCGAAUCGCGGCCCUGGUCCGGCCUUCAUGGUCGCCGAGCCAACAGGGGAAGACACAGGCGAGGGUGAUGCCAGCGUUCUUGGCUAUAAGGUAGACGAGGAUGGCGUGGUCAACGAUACGCGCGCCAUGUAUGUUGAGGUAGAGAAGCUUCUUAGUGAUAUGCGAGCUGCCGAGAAACAGCGUGGCGUCCCACCUUUGCCAGCAGGGGCCGCCGGGAUUACGAGGCAGGAGAGCGUUGCGAUUGGCGACGAUCCAGCUGCGACCGAAGACGAUGGCGAAGCUGCGACACCGGCAGCAGAUACCGAUGGCGGUGGCACGAUCAAGAAGCGCAGGAUUACUCGGGGAUGA
This is a messenger RNA of Thyridium curvatum, 2811 nucleotides long. RefSeq lists its product as uncharacterized. Lineage: Eukaryota; Fungi; Ascomycota; Sordariomycetes; Thyridiales; Thyridiaceae. The coding region runs from base 1 to 2811 and encodes 936 amino acids. Gene Ontology annotation, molecular function: protein binding. The record is from RefSeq and is a predicted model, not a curated record. Gene Ontology annotation, cellular component: NuA4 histone acetyltransferase complex. The transcript has a single exon.